Messenger RNA from Paralichthys olivaceus (Japanese flounder), 806 nucleotides. It is a transcript of the gene czib, whose product is annotated as CXXC motif containing zinc binding protein. The record is from RefSeq and is a predicted model, not a curated record. NCBI's taxonomy places the organism in Eukaryota, Metazoa, Chordata, Actinopteri, Pleuronectiformes, Paralichthyidae. Gene Ontology annotation, molecular function: zinc ion binding.
CGCCUCCAACUAAAGCAAAACGAAUCCAUAGCAACCGAGGUGUUAGAAUAUACGAGGGGUGCGUGAAAGCAGCGGGGGGGAGCUUCAAGAUGGUGAAAUUCGGGCUCCAGUUUAAAGCCACUCUGGAGAAUGUGACCAAUGUUCGGCCGCUGGGCGACGACUUCCGCUGGUUUCUGAAGCUGAAGUGUGGGAACUGUGGCGAGAUCCCAGACAAAUGGCAGUAUAUAACCCUCGUGGAGAGUGUGCCGCUGAAAGGAGGAAGAGGCAGUGCCAGCAUGGUGCAGAAGUGCAAACUUUGUUCGAGGGAAAAUUCAAUCGAUAUCCUUGGAGACACAAUCACACCAUAUAAUGUUGGUGACAGUGAAAGCUUCAAAACAAUGGUGCAGUUUGAGUGUCGAGGUCUGGAGCCCGUCGACUUCCAUCCAAAAGCUGGAUUUGCUGCACAAGGAGCAGAGUCUGGGGCUCAGUUUCCUGAAAUUAACCUAGAAGAAAAUGACUGGACAGACUACGAUGAGAAAGUCAAGGAGUCGGUGGGAAUAUACGAAGUCACCCAUAAAUUCAUCAAGUGCUGAUUUCAUCAUGUGACGAGCCUCAAAGAUUGACGACUGAACACUGCGGCCAAUCAUAUGCAGGCCUGGUUUCCUGGCAACAUGGAUGCGUCUGUGGCUCGGGUUGGUUGAUGAUGAACGUUAAAAGAAGUGGAAUAACAACACAGGUUGAAACAUACACACAUCUUGGAUUGAUGAACGUGCCCCAAAGACAAGUUUUUUUUUCAAUACCUCAAUAAAAUUGAAGGUUGGAAAUUG